Molecule: messenger RNA, 956 nt
Organism: Tarenaya hassleriana
Lineage: Eukaryota; Viridiplantae; Streptophyta; Magnoliopsida; Brassicales; Cleomaceae
Exons: 1
Coding region: 253-867 (204 amino acids)
Source: RefSeq, a predicted model, not a curated record
AAAGAUUUGGGCCUAAGAAUCUAUUAUGGUAUAAAAUCACUACAUGCUGAAAGAAAGCCCACUGAAGCCCAUUCUUGCUGAAGUCAACAAGGACAGCCCUACACAUUUCAAAUUUUUAUAUUUCCCAUAUUUUACAAUACGGAGGAAUAUACGACCUCCAUUUCCAGAUCCAGCUUCUUCUUCUUCUUCUACUUCUUCUUCCUCCUCCAGAUCAGAUCAAUGCAACAAGUAGUUAAGUGAAACAAGAGAAGGAUGAGGAAAACUCAUUUGUUGAAGAAUCCAGUAGCUUUCCUCUGUCUAAUCAUCACAGCUUGUUCCCUCGCCGUUCUGAUCAUGUCCCUAACCCGAUUACCGGAAACACCUCCGGUCACCGGCGGUGAGGUAGUUCUCCGGCGGACCCAGGCAGACAUCUCCGAAUCCUACGAACUGGGUGUGUUCGGUAGGAUGAUGAUAGAGAUGUUACCGGAAGAUCUGGUGUUCACGGCCUUCGUUCCUUCGGACAGAGCAUUCGCCACAAAGCUAGGGCUCGAGCCAAACAAAAGCCGGCGGGCGGAGAACGAGGACAACCAAUACGCCGUCGUUUCGAGGGUAUUGGGGUUUUCAGUGGUUCCGUACAAGGUGGAAGAAGGAGACGUAGGGGAAGGUGAAACGGUAUCGUACGAGUCACUUUGUGGGUACACGUUGAACGUCUGGAGGAAGAAGGAUGAAGGUGGGCUUGUCGUUAAUGGCGUGGAGACGAAGAAAAUAGGGAUUAGGAAAGGGAAAAUAUUAGUGCAUUUAAUGAACGGUGUGAUUAUGGAUGCCGAGUUCGCUCAGUCCUUUGGUUCUGUUUCAGAUACACAAGAUGAUGAAGAAGAAGACGAAUGACAUAAUAAUGAUAUUUAAAAACUGUUUUUUUUAAUAAAUGUGAAGAUGUAAAGGUUCAAGCUUGCAAUUCAUCUGCUUGUUUUCGAUUA